Carassius gibelio (silver crucian carp) is the source of this 706-nucleotide messenger RNA. RefSeq names its product tubulin cofactor a (gene tbca). The record is from RefSeq and is a predicted model, not a curated record. Gene Ontology annotation, cellular component: microtubule cytoskeleton; cytosol. Gene Ontology annotation, molecular function: beta-tubulin binding. Gene Ontology annotation, biological process: tubulin complex assembly; post-chaperonin tubulin folding pathway. NCBI's taxonomy places the organism in Eukaryota, Metazoa, Chordata, Actinopteri, Cypriniformes, Cyprinidae. The coding region runs from base 136 to 462 and encodes 108 amino acids. The transcript is spliced from 4 exons.
UCAUCUGCGCCUGCGUACAUUUUCUGUUGUGUUGGUGCGUCUAUGCUAACAGGCUAAUUUCGGCUGUGCGUCUUUUAUUAUAAACAUAUUUAUCCGCUUUAUCUUCCGUUUGCACUGUUUCAAACAACAAGAACAAUGGCGGAUCCAAGAAUACGGCAAAUUAAAAUCAAGACUGGGGUGGUUAAACGUUUGGCCAAAGAGGAGGUGUUGUACAUAAAGGAGGCAAAGCAGCAGGAAGAGAAGAUUGAGCGUCUCAAGGCAGAGGCAGGAGAUGAGUAUUUAAUCAAGAAACAGAUGGAGGUGUUGCAAGAGUCAAGAAUGAUGAUCCCUGACUGCCAUCGUCGUUUAGCCAUAGCCCACGCUGAACUGCAACAACUGUUGGAAACGGAAGAGGAACUGGCUGAGAUGGAAGAAUACAAGGAGGCUAGAACUGUUUUAGAUUCAGUCAAGCUGGAAGGAUGAUGGACACGAUCGAAUAAACACUCACAGACGCUGACGAACACACUGACAUCCCAAGUGUCCAUUCCAUUUGUUCUGACCUGUUAAGCGUUUCAGAAGCAAUGCGAUGUGUUUACAAAUUGCUUAUGUUUCCGUUUUAAUUUCAAGUUUUAUAUUGAUUCAUAAUUUAAUGACACUGUUUUCUUCCUAGCCUUCUGUGAUCACAUUUACACAAUCAUGAAAUAAAGUUUCUUUUUAUUAUUUCAAA